Darwinula stevensoni is the source of this 423-nucleotide messenger RNA. Lineage: Eukaryota; Metazoa; Arthropoda; Ostracoda; Podocopida; Darwinulidae. The record is from the annotation of a GenBank genome assembly.
GAGGGGGAGACGAAAGUAUGGGUGGAGGUGGUGGAGAUGUUGAGAUGGUUCGCCGGUCGACAGAUCCGAAAUGUUUCAUCCGUGGCCGGGAACAUCGUGACCAGCAGCCCCAUCUCCGACCUCAAUCCUCUCUUUCAAGCCGUCCAGUCCCGCAUCUUCCUUCAGAGCUCAGAGGGUGGUCGAGAGGUACAGAUAGAUGAGAACUUCUUUACCGGGUACCGGAGGAACAUCAUCCGACCGGAAGAGAUCCUGGUGUGGAUCGAGAUCCCUACCACGUCCCCUGAUGAAGUAUUCAAAGGAUACAAACAGGCCCGGCGAAGAGAGGACGACAUCGCUAUCGUCAAUGCUGGAAUGUUCGUCCAAUUCCAUCCUGGGUCGAGAAAGGUCAAGGACAUCCGUCUAUCAUUUGGUGGAAUGGCUCCG